Gryllus bimaculatus (two-spotted cricket) is the source of this 686-nucleotide messenger RNA. NCBI's taxonomy places the organism in Eukaryota, Metazoa, Arthropoda, Insecta, Orthoptera, Gryllidae. The record is from the annotation of a GenBank genome assembly.
AUGGUUUUUGGCUUUGAAUAUGCAUGUGAAGCGAGUCCCUGGUCGCGUUGCUCGGCGCGUGAGCGAGUGCUAUGUGCUAUGUGCCGUGUGCUGCGUGCGCAGGGCGAGGUGCACCUGCGCGCCGAGGGCGAGCUGCGCCUGCCCGAGCACACGACGGCGCUGCGCGUGGAGGGCUGCGCGCGCGUCGAGGUGCACGAGCGGGCCGUGCACGCGCUGCGCCACCUGCGCUCCAGCGGCGGGGGCGGCGGCGGCGGGUCGGCGUCGCGGGGCGGGGGCGGGCACCCGGACGUGGCGUCGGCGCCGUACGGCUCGUCGCACGGCCAUGCGCUGCCGCCGUCGCCGGGGCUGCUGGAGGCCGAGGCCGGCCCCAGCGUGGUGGUGGAGGGCGCGCGGCUGCCGGGGGGCGUGCCCAGCUACGCCUUCCGCGGGCGCCUGGCGCGCGUCGCCCUGCGCCGCUGCGCCAUCCAGGGCAGCGUGGCCGCCUUCGCCUUCGCCAGCCUCGCCGCCACGCACCUGCUCGAGAUGGCGGACUGCACCAUCGCCGCCGUCGAGGGGCAGGCCUUCAAGCGCUUCGCGGUGGAGCGGCUGGUGCUGUCGGGGCUGGCGCUGGAGACGCCGCUGCCGUCGCGCGCGCUGGCCGACGUGCGCGUGCGCGGCGAGCUGGUGGUGGAGCGCGUGUCGGCGCC